AAAAUUUUGCAACACCCUGGAACGUACUUCUUUCAUUUGGACCACCACCGGCUGUCAAAUGUCAGCUGUCCCAAAAAUGAAAACUACUCUUCUGAGAAGGAAAAUUUUUAAUGAAUGAUAAAUCAAAUCAACACACAAAGGACAUGACGAUACUCGACAUAAUGAAAUCAAAAAACCAAAGCUUACAAGAAAAACGUACAACGCGUUGGAUGGCACUAAUAUGUUCAAAUCGACAUUCUUUGGAAUAGUUUCUGUAUUUGUAGUUUGCAAUUUUUUAUGGACGCUUCAUUUUCUCAACACAAAAAACUAUUUUCACAACAAAAGCCCUAAUAUAUCUUUGAUAGCUGCAGCACAAGCAUCAAAGAAUUUGCUAGAUGAUAGAAUAACAAAUGAAAUAGUUGUUCCUAAAAAAACCAAAGUAUCCGUCUAUUAUCCGUACAAUUUGGCUUUUAGCGACAUCAAUUCCGAACUCGGAAGAUGGGACAAUCAGAGACUUUACAAAAUAUUCGACUUUGCUUUGGUAGGCGACAGAUUUGCAAAGCUAUCAGCCAGCAGCGUAGUGUCUUUGGCCACUCAAAGCUCCAUAGAAAGGCUCUAUUCGAUUGUACAAGUAAGCAAACAUUGGUCGGGUCCCAUUUCUCUGGCUGUUUUUGUUUCCGAUAACGAAGAGUUCUUUAUUUUGCAAAACUAUGUUACAUAUUUGAGAUUGUGCUUUGACUUUAUCAAUGACAAUAUUAGUUUUCACGUUUUGGUUCCACAAUCAACAAGUCCAUUGAACACAUCCCAAAAGCACUUUGCCUACACUACAAGCUUUGAUUGCCAUUCACCGAAGGUUACUUUAAGCAAAAUGUUAAAAACUCGAACAGUUGAGAGUCUAAAAUGGAGACUGAGAAAUGUUUAUCCACAGAAUCAUUUGAGAAAUUUGGCUAGAAAGGGUUGCCAAACAAAGUAUGUUUUUCUAACUGAUGUGGAUAUUGUGCCGAGCGAGAAUAUCUUUACACAUUUGAGUGUGUUUUUGAGAGGGACGAAUUGUUUGAAGAUGUGCGCUUUUGUUAUUCCAACUUAUGAAAUUGAUAGUCGAGCAAAGUUUCCAGGGGAUAAAGUUGAACUUUUGCGGCUAGUGAAGAAAAAUCUGGCUAGACCGUUUCAUGAGAAUGUAUUUAUUUACAAUCAGUAUGCAACUAAUUUUUCAAGAUGGCAAAAGGAUUCUAGAUCGGAUUUGGAUACGUUUAUCAGCCAUAAUGUAACGAAUUUCGAGUUUUUGUAUGAACCAUUUUAUGUAGCGCCAGAUGAUUCUCCGCCUCAUGAUGAACGGUUUUUGGGAUAUGGAUUUACAAGGAAUUCUCAGGUCUACGAAAUGUUUAUAGCGGGCUAUACUUUUCACGUUCUAUCGCCGUUGUUCACGUGUCACUGGGGCCUACAAAUGAAGAAAAUGAAACCAGCUUGGAGAGAAAAACAAAACAAUAUAAAUCGAAAAAGAUUCGAGUCUUUUAAGAGAGAAAUUUUAGCUCGCUACGGAAAGGACAACAGCUCACCUUUAGCUCAAAAAUCUAUUAAAACAAAAAGUUGUACAAGAAAAUGAAAUUAAUAGUAACCAAUUAUUUUAGUUAA
Molecule: messenger RNA, 1611 nt
Organism: Episyrphus balteatus (marmalade hoverfly)
Lineage: Eukaryota; Metazoa; Arthropoda; Insecta; Diptera; Syrphidae
Product: beta-1,4-glucuronyltransferase 1
Exons: 6
Coding region: 221-1582 (453 amino acids)
Molecular function (GO): glucuronosyltransferase activity
Source: RefSeq, a predicted model, not a curated record